AUGUCCUGCUUCAAAGCUCCCAAUGAAAUUCCGCGCGAUGGUUGGAACAAAGAUAGUCUCGGAACCUAUGCUAGCCCAGUUGCAGCGCGAAUUCGUCGGAUGCUGGCUGUCAGUAUUGGCAUCUUCCAUGCACUUGUCGUGCUUGGGUACAGCGACAACAACAGUCUCGUAUGCCUGCACCCUGAGAACUUGAACAACGGACUUUUCACUUGGAACCCUUACACUUCGGUCUGCUUGUUUCUUAUUAUCUGUAUUGGAGGUCCCCUGCGACUUACAGCCUUUGCUCAACUCGGAAGCAACUUCACCUUCAAGCUUGGACCCCCCGACACUUUGACCACGGAUGGUAUGUAUCGAUACAUGCAACAUCCCGGAUAUACAGGACAAAUCGUUGUCAUGGUCAUCAAUCUCUCCAUGUUUCUGCGCUGGGACGGUGUGGUUGGAUGCUUAGUUCCUCGCGCCCUGCAGUCCGCGUUGAGUGGAUGGGGACUCAUUUGUUGUUCGGUCUUUACAUUUGGAAUCCUACGAAGACUUAUGAUGAGGGUUAAAGAUGAAGAAGAGAUGCUCAAGAAGACGUUUGGAGACAAAUGGGUUGCGUGGAAUCGAGUUACAGCGCGGUUCAUCCCAGGCAUCUACUAA
Colletotrichum abscissum is the source of this 636-nucleotide messenger RNA. RefSeq lists its product as uncharacterized. Gene Ontology annotation, biological process: C-terminal protein methylation. The record is from RefSeq and is a predicted model, not a curated record. Gene Ontology annotation, molecular function: protein C-terminal S-isoprenylcysteine carboxyl O-methyltransferase activity. The transcript has a single exon. NCBI's taxonomy places the organism in Eukaryota, Fungi, Ascomycota, Sordariomycetes, Glomerellales, Glomerellaceae. The coding region runs from base 1 to 636 and encodes 211 amino acids. Gene Ontology annotation, cellular component: endoplasmic reticulum; membrane.